Linnemannia hyalina is the source of this 3501-nucleotide messenger RNA. The record is from the annotation of a GenBank genome assembly. NCBI's taxonomy places the organism in Eukaryota, Fungi, Mortierellomycota, Mortierellomycetes, Mortierellales, Mortierellaceae.
AUGAUGACGGCGCCAAUGUUCUGGCCCACUCGGGAUGCAAAGCAUGCUGGAAUAUUGGACAUCGGCCUCCUCGGCGGCGCAAUAUACGACCCCGACCGCAAUUCAUGGAAGUUUGCAAGAGAGAGCGAAGGUUUCCGGUAUACGAGUUCAUCGCCGUUGACGCAGAUGUUAUCGAGAGAGCGACCAUGGGAACCACGACCACCUCAAGGCUGGAUUGACAUGAAAAAGGCCGAUGCCAAGUCUGUUCCCUUAAGUUCUGUCCACUCGGAGAUAAACCAAGGCAUGUCGUAUCUAAUGGCAAAUAACCCACAUGAAUGGUUUUUCGACACAGCAAUGCAGGAAAGUCUGGCAGAAUCCUCUUAUGAUGACUUCGCAUUGUCGAUAUACGACCCGUUCCAAGGAAACGUUUGCACGGCCAGUAAUUUCAUUGGACUCCCCGUCGUUGCUACGCCAACUGGACCAACAGGAUCUGACCUUUCCAUCAUCCUUGUCGGCCACAAACCAAAAGAACAACCACCAUUCACCCUUAUCCGACCAAAAUCAACUCUGAAGCAGUUCCUUUCACCUAUCUUGCAAAUUGCGGCGCCUCCAUUAUCCUCCAAGGACAAAGCCGAUGAGCAAAUUUUGAUCCGCACAAGAGAGGCUGUGACAAUCGUGGCUCCACAAUUAGAAGUUCCUUUGUCUCUCGCAAGGAUGCAACCAGAUUACAUUCGGACAGUAGGGAUCAUGUCGGGCAAACCAACCAACUGUCGGGACCACACAAUCCAUGCCGCCAUUUCGCCUUAUAUCCCGAAUACCUAUGCACUCGUGGGAGAUCAAGGGCGGGUCGCGAUCUGGACAAGACGGAGUUCAGACAGCAACACCUCACGACAUACCCAAAAGUCAACAGACGCCGUAGCAAUCAUCAGGAAACACGACAACGCCUCAAACGACCAAAAAGAUCCCUGGCGGAGCUGCAUCUGGUCUGCACACCCCUCGAAUCUGAUUGUUACCUCCAGGACUCACAUGGAGCUAGUUGAUUACAGGGGCCCGACUGCAACGACGUCGCUAUUUGAUCUGCGGGAAGGCGAAACGUUCCAAGCACUUCAGGAGAACAAUGUGUCACCACUUACACCAUUCUAUACAUACGUCGCCACCUCUCACCAAAUUGCAUGCGUCGACCAGCGAUUCCCCAAACGACCACUUAUUUCAACAUCCCAUCAGAUGGGUCGCGCUAUGCCUUUUGGACUUAAAACAAUGGACACCACUGCCGACGGAUCUCGAUACACAACGGUGCUUACCUGGGAUAUGCGGAAUGCAGGCAUCACCGCAUACAACUUUUCACAAGGAUCAAACGCAACAGAAAUGGAGCCGCCAUCGAUGAGCGGUGGCGCUCAGGAACUCCCAUCCUUCCACACGCAUGCUCACUAUACCAACACCAGCGAACUCAGGAAUCCACUGACGCGCUUGGGUGACACGGCAGCGCUUGGAGAUCGGAUGUACCAGGGGAUCAAACCGCCGCUGUUAGGAUUGGCUCUACUGCCGUCGGCGAUAUUGAGCGACGAGGAUGAUGAGAACGGCGGUCUGAGCCAGAGCUCGAUGUCAUCAGAGAGGCGCAACGGUGGCAGCAGCACUAUUAAGUUCUCAGUACUCCAAUACGCCGCCACUGGCGCUGUCUACGCACAGGAGAUUGAUAUGAUCAAGAGGCAGGAGUCUGACUGCGAUGCUUCUUCAGACCAUAUUCUGACAUCUGGGAACACUCUGGCGAUCGAUCUUGCACAGGAAAACACAGGACAGUUCGAGUCAGAGGGCGAUUCGGAGGAGGAUUCUCGGAAGUGGGAGAUGGUUGAGAAGAUCUUCAAGGCUUCCCAGGGAUGGGUUGCGCCAUGGAAGAAAGGCGUUGAAGAGGCACAGGUUGCGGCCGACGAGCUAGCUGAACCUGAUGUGCGGGCACAUGUCAUGGUCGAUGUUAGGAAAGUGAUGGAGGGGUUGAGAAGGUAUCUGCUGUUGGAUCGGGAGACGAAUGACGGUGAUAUCGAUCUCGAGAGCAAGGUCCACGAAGCCAUGAUGUUUAUUGGGCAAUGUACCACGUCCGUUACAAUGUACGAGAUCCUCCGCAAGAUCAGGUGCGCCCAUUUACCCAUGACUACCCGGAGCGCCCUAUCACAACAGAUCCAGAACAGGAUCGAGCUGGAUCCUUUCGUUACAAAUUCCGACUCGCGUGUCAUCACGCAAAAGGUUUUCAGGACAUGGCCUAAAUUUGACCUCGAUAUCAGCACCACGAUCCGAAGCUCCGAAGCGACUGUUGAGACCAUUCAGACGUAUCUGGAACACCUCUAUCCUCUUCCAAAAGAGCGCGUUUUGGAUCUAGGAAGCAGCCAGAGUCAGUCUGCAGGAUGUUCGAGGAGUUCGCAGGCCGUGGGCACGUCUGGGUCGGAGAAUGUCCAGGAGGUGGAGGACGGUGCCUGUGUUUGGCCCUCCCAGGAGUCUCGACAGAUUCGGGAGGCGACUAUUCGGCGGAUGGCGCAGGAGCUCGCCUUGACGACUACAGUUAUUGUCAAGACUAUGGAGCCUGAAGUUUUGGGUGAGGAAGACGAGGGCCUUACAAUAACGUCAUCGACAAAGGCUCCGUUUGCAUUCAAGUACUUGUUCCAGGACACCAAGGACGGAUCAUUCAAGCAGCCAAAGGUCAUACAGUCAUCCCGCGCACAGGGUGUGUUGGAUGAGUGGUACACUGGCGACAUCACCCAGGAGUUUACCUAUCGCGAUCUCAGCCUGGCAGAAGAGGAGACGGUUCUCCAGACAGACAAAGCCAAGAUGGCACAAGCGGAGGCGUUGUUGAAGAAGCGUGCGAGGCGCGAGAAGAAGGAGAGUAGCAUCCGUGGCACCAGGAUGCAGGAUUCGUCGUAUAACAUCAACGCCAAGGGUUCGGCCUCACAACCCGCGGGUAUUAUUACGGAAGAGGUUCAGCUGUUCAGUCAGAUGGGGUAUGCGAAUGAGGAUGGCAUGUUCUCGGCACCCACGAUUGUUGCGGCUUCCCAGCUUCAGAGGGGUAGCUUGAAGGCUAGGUCGCAACAGCACCCUGUCCGGACGACGACUGCUAUCAGGAAUCCGUUCUCGUUCUCGCAACCCGCUUCCGUUGUCAGAGGAGCUUCUAUCAAGAGCGGCGUCAGCAGCAGUCAAUCCAGGCUCAAGGGCGAGUUGUCGCCCGUCGAAUCCAAGUCUCAUCCUGCUGGGCUGUUUUCUAUGACUAGGAAACGGGAACCGUCAGGCGGCGAUCGGAAACCGAGUAACAGCCGCGGGACGGACGUCUUUGGAAGCCACAGUUCCAGCCAGGACGCCGUCAAACUAGAGAUACAAUCACAACCAACAUCACAGCCUUCACAACAAUCGCAGUUGUUUGCCGCAAGUCAGCCUGUUCCGGGCGCGUUUGCGACCAAACGGACGAUGAUCAAGAGCGGCAAGGCUGUCGAUCCCAGCUCCAGGCCCAAGAAGAAGAAAAUCCGGACUCAAGGCUUCUAG